AUGAACUACUUUUCUUCUAUUGCCAAAGAAGAACAUGUACCUUAUAAUAUUGCUUUGAAGGAGUAUCUCGUGAUUCUAUUAGACGAGAAUCGGGAUGAUGAUGCAAUGCUGCUAGGAGCUCAGUUUUGUUCAGACUCCUUCUCUUCAAUUUCGCUGGAGGCAGUAAACAAUGGGGCUUCUUAUUCACUUUAUGCCAGGAUUGAAAAUAUUGAAUCUGCGGAAAUUCGAGGGAAUUUUGGGACCUCGCAAAGAAAACAAAUUACUCUUGUUGAUGGUGAUGGUGUUGCAUUAAAUUUCUUCUUAUGGAGCGAGCAGGUUCUCCUUGCCAAUCUUUUCAGAGUAGGAUGCAUGCUUGCCCUGGACAAACCUUACGUUGCCAGUUCUGCAGAGUGUGGUAUUCAAACAAACGAGGAAUUUUGCCUUGAAUAUGGAAGUGCAACACAAUUAUAUUUGGUGCCUUAUAUUCAGCAUGAAGAACAGCUGGAAGAACUUCUGAUGUCAAUUGGAAGAGCAAUUUUGAAAGAUCCAAAAAUAUUACUUCUUGAUGAAGCUACAAGUGCCCUUGAUGCCGAGUGUGCAUGUAUUGAUACUAACUUGUGCAUUUGUAUGUUCUUUUUAAACCUUGGUGAUUUCCUUGUGCAGAAACUAGGGGAAGGUGUGAAAGGGGUGUAUAUCUCGAUAGACGUGGAUUGUCUUGAUCCUGCAUUUGCUCCGGGAGUGUUUCAUAUUGAACCGGGAGGUCUUUCUUUCCGCGAUGUUCUUAACAUCCUACACAAUCUUCAAGGUGAUGUUGUUGCUGGAGACGUCGUUGAACUCAACCCACAACGCGAUACUGUUGAUGGAAUGACUGCUAUGGUAGCUGCUAAGUUGGUCAGAGAAAUGGCUGCAAAGAUUGCAAAAUGA
Messenger RNA from Vicia faba (fava bean), 903 nucleotides. The record is from the annotation of a GenBank genome assembly. Lineage: Eukaryota; Viridiplantae; Streptophyta; Magnoliopsida; Fabales; Fabaceae.